CCGAGAAGGAGGGGCACUGGAGACUGCAGAAUCGCAGAGAAAAGAAGUCUCUCUCUCUCUCUCACGUUUCAAUUCCCAUGGCCACUUCCAUUUUUCACACACGCGCAUUCAGAUACCUACACGUGUAUAUAUAACAUCCAUGGCGCUUCGUCGAUUCGAUUAGCAAUAGCAAGCAAGCUCCUUUCAUGGCUUCUCGUUCUUCCAUGCUUUUCUUUCCUCAUUCUUUCUAAUCGGUAUAUAAUCCCUCUUCCUCCGAUUUUCAUCGAUUCAUAUAAAAAAUUUUUCCUUGACAAAUCCUCUUCGAAUUCCAAUCUCAUCCGCCAUGAGUUCCGAUCCAACCACCGCCCCCGCAAACGGUGGAUUUCUUCAGAUCCACCAUGGCCGGAGGUUGCCGGACUUCUUGCAGAGCGUUAACCUCAAGUACGUCAAACUGGGUUACCACUAUCUCAUGACCCAUCUGCUCACUCUCUUUAUGAUCCCUCUCAUGUCCAUCGUUAUAAUUCAAGCUUCCCAGAUGAACCCGGAAGAGAUUCGCCAUCUCUGGCUCCACUUACAGUACAAUCUCGUCAUCGUCAUCACCUGCUCUGCGAUCCUCGUCUUCGGAUCCACCUUCUACCUCCUGACCCGACCCAGAUCCGUUUACCUCCUCGACUAUUCUUGCUACAAACCCCCGUCGCACCUGCAAGUAAAAUUCAAACAAUUCAUGGACCACUCGAAGCUGACGGGCGAUUUCGACGAUUCGUCCCUGGAAUUCCAGAGAAAGAUUCUAGAAAGAUCUGGUCUUGGCGAAGAAACAUACGUUCCCGAAGCUAUGCAUUACAUCCCACCGAGGCCAUCAAUGGCGGCAGCAAGAGAAGAAGCAGAGCAGGUCAUGUUCGGAGCAUUGGACAACCUCUUCGAUAACACCAAGGUUAAGCCCAAGGACAUAGGAAUCUUGGUCGUCAACUGUAGCCUGUUCAAUCCCACGCCCUCGCUUUCCGCCAUGAUCGUUAACAAGUACAAGUUAAGGGGUAACAUCAAAAGCUUUAAUUUGGGAGGCAUGGGUUGCAGUGCUGGCGUCAUAGCCAUCGAUCUCGCCAAAGACAUGCUUCAGAUUCACAGGAACACAUACGCAAUCGUAGUUAGCACAGAGAACAUCACUCAAAAUUGGUACUUUGGGAACCAGAAAUCAAUGUUGAUCCCAAACUGUCUCUUUCGCGUUGGCGGGGCUGCGAUUUUACUCUCAAACAAAUCCUCAGAUCGAAGAAAAGCCAAGUACAGGCUGCUCCAAACCGUGAGAACCCACAAAGGAGCAGAUGAUAAAGCAUUCAAAUGCGUGUAUCAAGAACAAGACGAUGCUGGCAAAACAGGGGUUUCACUGUCAAAAGAUUUAAUGGCCAUAGCAGGAGGAGCUUUAAAGACCAACAUCACAACACUGGGCCCUCUGGUUCUUCCAAUCAGCGAGCAGCUCUUGUUCUUCGCAACAUUAAUGGCGAAGAAGGUCUUGAACGCGAACGUGAAACCAUAUAUACCAGAUUUCAAGCUAGCCUUUGAGCAUUUCUGUAUUCAUGCUGGAGGGAGGGCUGUGAUUGAUGAGCUCGAGAAGAACCUUCAGCUUCUUCCUGUUCAUGUGGAAGCGUCGAGGAUGACACUCCACAGAUUCGGCAACACAUCGUCGAGUUCGAUUUGGUAUGAAUUGGGAUACAUUGAAGCGAAGGGGAGGAUGAAGAAGGGAGACAGAGUGUGGCAGAUUGCGUUUGGGAGUGGGUUCAAGUGUAACAGUGCGGUUUGGCAAGCUCUUAGGAACGUGAAGGCUUCGCCAAACAGUCCCUGGGACGAUUGUAUUCAUAGAUAUCCUGUUCAGGUUGUCACUUGAAGCUCCUUGUUUUGUUUUCUGAUUGUUCUUCUGACAUGCGAUGAUCUUGGAGCUUAGUCAGCUUACAUAUGUAUUACAAUGUCAUGUGUAGUAUCAAGUAAUACUUACAUAGUGGGAUGUUUUGGAAACAAGUCUUUCCUGA
Messenger RNA from Prosopis cineraria, 1997 nucleotides. RefSeq names its product 3-ketoacyl-CoA synthase 4-like. Lineage: Eukaryota; Viridiplantae; Streptophyta; Magnoliopsida; Fabales; Fabaceae. Gene Ontology annotation, molecular function: acyltransferase activity, transferring groups other than amino-acyl groups. Gene Ontology annotation, biological process: fatty acid biosynthetic process. The record is from RefSeq and is a predicted model, not a curated record. The transcript has a single exon. Gene Ontology annotation, cellular component: membrane. The coding region runs from base 323 to 1855 and encodes 510 amino acids.